Erythranthe guttata (spotted monkey flower) is the source of this 2457-nucleotide messenger RNA. Lineage: Eukaryota; Viridiplantae; Streptophyta; Magnoliopsida; Lamiales; Phrymaceae. The record is from RefSeq and is a predicted model, not a curated record.
GGCCCUCCCUUGAACCCCAGAAACCAACGCCAAAAACCCACACACACACACAUACACAGAGUGCAGAGGUGGAGCAUUCAACAAUGGCGUACAAUCUGAGCGCGUCGCCGUCAACUUCUCUAUCUCACGAAACCCAUCUCUUCUGCAACUCUCUCUCUCCUCCAAAUCUCCAUCAACUCAGAACCCAUAAAAAUCUCUUCUUUCCUCUCAAAAUCCACCCCGGAAACCCCAAUCUCCGCGUCUCCUCCAGAGUUUCAUUACAAGAACUACCCGCCGCGAACACAGCCUCCCAAAAUUCCGGAACCCCAAUUGAAGAAAAACCCAUUUCGAAAUCCACCGCUUGGGUCAACCCCAAAAGCCCACGCGCCUCCAAAUUGAGGCAGAAAUCGCACGAUUACAGGCACGCCUCGUUAUUGAAGCUGGCCGAAUCUUUAGAUUCCUGCGCCCCCGUCGAAGAGGAUGUUUCGAGCGUGUUGAAUAUUCUCGGAGGUGGUGUAUUGGAACAGGACGCAGUGAUUGUUCUGAACGGAAUGUCGAAUACCGAAACUGCCCCUCUGGUGCUCGAUUAUUUUCGGAAGAGGCUGAAGGUGAAGAGAGAAGUUGUGCUGUACAAUGUGACCAUGAAAGUAUUUCGAAAGUGCAAAGAUUUAAUCGGGGCGGAGAAUUUGUUCACUAAGAUGCUCGAAAAGGGGGUUAAGCCCGAUAACGUAACUUUCUCGACGCUGAUUAGCUGCGCUAGGCAGUGCUCGUUGCCCGAGAAGGCGGUCGAGUGGUUCGAGAAGAUGCCGUCGUUCGGGUGCGAGGCGGAUAAGGUGACUUGUUCGGUGAUGGUGGAUGCGUACGGUAGAGUUGGCAAUGUGGAACUUGCGUUGAGUUUGUACGAUCGCGCAAGGAGCGAGAAGUGGCGGCUCGACGCGGUAACUUUUUCGACGUUGAUUAGGAUUUAUGGGUCGUUGGGGAAUUUCGAUGGGUGCUUGAAUUUGUACGAAGAGAUGAAGGCGUUAGGUGUUCGACCAAAUGCCUCCGUGUACAACUCUUUGUUGGAUGGUAUGGGGAGAGCUAAACGACCGUGGCAAGCGAAGAAUAUUUAUCGUGACAUGGUGAAAAACGGGGUCGAGCCCACUUGGGGCACUUACGCAGCGUUGCUUAGGGCGUAUGCUAGGGCCCGAUACGGAGAAGAUGCGCUCGCGGUGUAUAGAGAGAUGAAGGAGAAGAAAUUGGAGUUGAGUGUUGUGCUGUACAACACUCUCUUGUCCACGUGUGCUGACGUGGGAUUGGCUGAUGAGGCUGUCGAGAUUUUCGAGGAUAUGAAGAGUUCGGGUACGUGUAUGCCCGACAGCUGGACGUUUGCGUCGUUGAUUACGAUAUAUUCUUGCAGUGGGAAAGUCGAAGAGGCCGAGGCGAUGUUGGAUGAAAUGGUGGGGUCCGGUUUCGAGCCUAAUCUCUUCGUCUUAACGUCGUUGAUACAGUGUUAUGGAAAAUCAGGCCGGACGGAUGAUGUUGUAAGGACUUUCGAUCGGAUGUUGGAGCUGAAUAUAAAGCCGGACGAUCGGUUCUUCGGUUGUUUACUUAAUGUAAUAACACAAGCACCGAUCGAAGAUUUGGGCAAGUUAACCGAUUGCAUCGAGAGAGCCAAUCCGAAGUUAGGCCACGUCGUGCAGCUUCUUGUCAACGGAGACGAAAAAAAAGCCGAAGGUGAAAUCUUGAAAAAGGAAGCCGGCGAGCUUUUCGGGUCGAUUAGCGUCGAUGUGAAAAAGGCAUACUGCAAUUGCUUGAUUGAUCUGUGUGUUAAUUUAAAUCAGUUGGGUAGGGCUUGUGAGUUGUUGGAGCUAGGGUUAGGGUUGGAGAUAUACACCGACAUUAUGUCGAAAACCCCGAUGCAGUGGUCUUUGCAUUUGAAGAGCCUCUCGUUGGGGGCUGCGUUGACCGCGCUGCAUAUAUGGAUGAACGAUUUGUCGAGGGCGAUUGAAAACGGGGAGGAGUUGCCUUCUUUGCUCGGGAUUAACACGGGGCACGGGAAACAUAAAUUUUCGGAAAAGGGCUUAGCUGGCGUUUUCGAGGAUCAUUUGAAGGAGCUGAACGCUCCUUUCCACGAGGCCCCGGAGAAGAUCGGGUGGUUUUUGACUACUAAAGUUGCUGCCACAUCGUGGCUCGAGUCGAGGCGUUUGACUGAUGUGGCUGCUUGAUCGAUACUCCGAUUUUUUGGGGUAAGUGUUUUUUUUUUUUUUAUUGAAUUUUGUUGAAUCUGCUGAUAAGAGGAAUUUUUGUUUUAUUCUUGUUUUGUUAGUUGAGUGUGGGCUUUAGGCGAUUAUAUAUCGAACAACUCUCGUUUGUUAUUGUCAUGUUUGUAUCGUUGCUGUUCGAUGAAGUGUGUUUUAGUGAGAUCGUUGUCUUUAAAUUCGAAAGAUGUGUAUUUAUGAUUAUCGAAUACGGAGACUAAAAAUUAUCUGGUUUGUU